AUGCACACUGGCGACUCGCCCAGUGGCCUGCAGGGUCUGCUACAGUACUUCCGCCUGGUGGAGGGAUGCUGGGACACGAUCCAAUCGUUUGAAGCCACGUCAGCAGCACCGCCCCUGCGCUACAACUGGAUCGUGCGGGCCCGCCUCGACUCCCUCUGGACCGCCCCCGCCCCCAUCCAACCCCCGCCGCCCAUCCUGCCGCCCAGCGUUCCCCCUAUAGCCACCACCACCGCCGCUGCUCCAGCAGCAGCAGCAACAGCAGCAGCAGCAGCAGCAGCAGCAGCUAUUCUUAAUGGCAGUGGGGUGGGUGGUGGGCUGGCCUACAUGAUUCCAUAUGGGUCGGACUGGUGGGGGCUGAACGACCGGUUUGGGAUGGGAGGCAGGCAGGCGAGUGCAGUUGCGAUGAAGCGGCUGAGUGCGCUGGCACUGCUGGCAAGGAGCAAGAUGCGAGGCCUCAACUCAGAGCGGGCCUUUAAAGCCCAGCUAUCUUUUGGGGGCAUCACGGUGCAACGGGCCAACCUGUCCUUCUGUGUUCUCUCCCAGCGCACCUAUCGCGACGGCUGUGCCCCCACCGUCUACUCCCUCAACUCCUCCGUUCCGCUAAACGGCGCCAAAUGCCGCCCGUGCAGCCGCCCGUGUGCUACAGGUGAACAGGCCCGAGCUCUCCUCUCCCGUGUCGCCCCUUCCGCUCCCAACUGGCCGGGCCCAGCAGCAGGGGAGGGCGAGGUGGGGGUGUGUGACGCGGCGAGGGGGUGGGAGGAGGGGUGGGAGGGGGAGUUUGAUGCUGUUAUGGGGGGGGAGAUGGCGGAGGGGCGGAGGAAGGUGAUGCGGGAAGCCAUGGGGAGCAUUGAAGAGUGUGUGAAGGCGUGGGAAGAGGUGAGUGGCGAUAGUGGAGAAGAGGAGGGGUGGGAGGGGGAGUUUGAUGCUGUUAUGGGGGAAGAGAUGGCGGAGGGGCGGAGGCAGGUGGUGCGGGAGGCAAAAGGGAGCAUUGAAGAGUGUGUGAAGGCGUGGGAUGAGGUGAGAUUGAGAGGGGUUGGGAGUGGGAGAGGUGAGAUUGAAAUGAGGAGGGGUGAUGCUUCAAAUGGUGCUGCCUGCAUUUUACUUUUGUUCCUUCGUGCCAACAGCGGUGGAGUGAAGAGGAGGUUGGUGAGGGAUGAUACGAAUGCUCAUGGUGCUGCUCAUCAGCAUGAGGAGGUUGAUGAUACGAAUGCUCAUGGUGCUGCUCAUCAGCAUGAGGAGGUUGAUGAUACGAAUGCUCAUGGUGCUGCUUUUGCUUCCCUUUCAUUCCUUGGUGUGAACAGCCAGGUGGUGGUUGCGGUGGAGGGCAGUCAAGACAGCAAUGCGCUUCUUACAAACCAGUUGUCACAGGAGGGGGAUGAGGGGAGUAGCAGCGGUGGAGUGAAGAGGAGGAUGCUGAGGGAUGAUACCACCAAGGCUCAUGGUGCUGCUGUAGCAUCUGACACUGUAGCAGCUGACACUGUAGAAUUUGACACUGUAGCAUCUGACACUGAAACAACUGACACUGUUGCACCUGACACUGUAACACCUGAGACUGUACAACAUGGCAACAUUGCACCUGGCACUCUAGACGCUGAUACUGGCACUGUAGCAACAGCUGUGGAUGCGGGAGUGCUCAGGGCAUGGAAAGAGGAUCUGGGCCGUCGGAUCAAAGGCAUCUCCAUCUCGCACCGUCCGCUCGCAUGGCUGCUAUCUGAAGCAGAGAAAGAAGGCGCUCCAAUCGAUGUUCUCCUGGUGAGUGAGUGA
This is a messenger RNA of Closterium sp. Yama58-4, 1764 nucleotides long. The record is from the annotation of a GenBank genome assembly. NCBI's taxonomy places the organism in Eukaryota, Viridiplantae, Streptophyta, Zygnematophyceae, Desmidiales, Closteriaceae.